Molecule: messenger RNA, 1388 nt
Organism: Cuscuta campestris
Lineage: Eukaryota; Viridiplantae; Streptophyta; Magnoliopsida; Solanales; Convolvulaceae
Source: the annotation of a GenBank genome assembly
GUCAUUACAGCAUCAUUCUUCAUCAUCAUCGGAGGAAGGAUAGAGUACAAUCAUCUUGUACUGAAAGCAGUCAAUCAAUGUUUGGAAAAAUCGUCGGAGUAAUUCAGUGAAAGAAGAUAAAUAAUAGAAAAGCAUUAACCCAGAGUUUCCAUCGUGAUCCUCUAUUAUCUGUGUGACUCACCUGCGUACAGCGAGAGAGCAGUUUGGACAGGUUCCGUCCGGCGGCGUCAUGGCGGAGCUGUCCCAGGCUUCCGAAGUCUACGCCCCGAAAACGCUUCAAGUGUGGCGGACGCUCCUCAACUGGCUCACCUUCUUCUUCCAGAUCUCCCUCCAGAUCAUCAGGAGCACGCCGUCGUUGACUCGGUUGUUCUUCUCCUCCCUCUUCUCUUCUCCCCCUCAAUUCAAGCCUCUCCCGGUUGUUGAGCUUCCCGAGUCCCCGGAGCCGCCGCCCUCCGCGUCCGUUCCCCUACCGCAAAUCGACGGCGGAGGAGUCGCAUCCAGUCACGACGAGCUUCCUCUGCCUAGACUCACGGUUGUACUUGACCUGGAUGAAACUUUGAUUUGUGCUUAUGAGACAUCAAGCAUGCCUCCGGCGAUACGCUCUUUGGCAACAGAGGCUGGGUUGCAUUGGUUUGAACUUGAGUGCAUCUCUUCAGAGAAGGGGUGUGAUGGAAAACCUAAGAUCAACUAUGUGACAGUGUUUGAACGACCUGGAUUACACCAAUUCCUAAAACAGCUUAGUGAAUUCGCUGACCUCGUGCUGUUCACUGCCGGGCUUGAAGGCUACGCGAGGCCCCUUGUUGAUAAAAUAGAUGCUGAAAAUCGAUUUAUUCAUAGACUUUACAGGCCUUCUACAACCAGGACGGAAUACAGAGAACAUGUGAAGGAUCUGUUUGUCAUAUCAAAAGAUGUAUGCCGAAUUGUCCUCGUUGACAACAACCCCUUCAGUUUCUUAUUGCAGCCAUUAAAUGGGAUCCCAUGUGUUCCAUUCUCUCCAGGACAUCCCCAUGACAAGCAGCUUAUGGACGUUAUACUCCCUCUUCUCAAGGACCUUUCUCUCGAGAAGGACGUUAGACCGGUGCUUCAUGAAAGAUUUGGUAUGCUUGAGUGGUUUCAAAACCAUGGAAUCCCAGCUUCUGCAUUGUUUAAUGAUGUUCUUGUGUAACUACAUGUUUAUAGCUUGAUUAUGUUCCCAAUGUCACUUGGGAUUUUCCUUCUUCCUUGUCCAAUUGGUGUAAAAAUGAAUGAAAAAAAAAAACACAUGAGGAAUAAUAAGUUAAUAACCCUUUCUUCUAAGAUAGAUGCAUGUUUAGAUUUCAUGCCUCCCUUGAGUGGUAAAUAAUUGUUGUGGAAAUUGUUAAUAGGAAUAAUAAAAAGCAGUCAUUAUA